Drosophila yakuba is the source of this 1149-nucleotide messenger RNA. RefSeq lists its product as uncharacterized. The record is from RefSeq and is a predicted model, not a curated record. NCBI's taxonomy places the organism in Eukaryota, Metazoa, Arthropoda, Insecta, Diptera, Drosophilidae. The transcript has 4 exons. Gene Ontology annotation, molecular function: nucleic acid binding. Bases 1 to 1149 code for a protein of 382 amino acids.
AUGCCCACAGCGAUCACCGCGGCACAACUCGAGGAGGAGCAAGCCUCAGAUUUUGAGUUGACACGCAUCUUGCAAGGAACUACUUCCUUAAAGCUGAAGAAAGCUUUCUCAUAUAUCCACAAUCUUUCGCAUCCCAGCGGACGAGCAACUGCCCGUCAAAUCAGACAGAAGUUUGUCUGGCCUUCGAUGAACAAAGAUGUCCUCAAAUGGUGUAGAUUUUGUCUCCCAUGCCAGCGCUCCAAAAUUCACAAGCACAAUCACCUUCAGCCGGAGAAGAUCGCUGUGCCAAAUGGAAGAUUCGACCACGUCCACCUGGAUAUACUAUGGCGUUCUGGACACACUGGGUAUCCCGUUUUGGAUCACCCAAAACAAUCACUACUGAUCAAGGCGCGCAGUUUGAAUCUGCAGUUUUCAAACAACCUGAUCGGAAGCAAGCAUAUUCACACUACGGCCUACCAUCCGCAAUCAAACGGACUUAUAGAGAGGUGGCACAGAUCCUUCAAAUCGUCCUUGAUGUGCAGCAGUGGCACGCCGUGGCCUCAACUAUUACCAACUGUGCUACUUAGCCUUCGUACCUGUUUCAAAGAAGACAUAAAAUCAUCUGCAGCUGAAAUGUUAUACGGAGUACCAAUUCGACUGCCAAACGAAUUCUUCGCCAACAUGGAUGAAACUGUGGACCCUACGACAUUCCUGAGCAGUUUUCGAGAGCACAUGCAGAAAAUUCGACCAACUCCCACAUCGCACCAUAUUAAAGAAAAAAUGUUCCUACUGAAGGGAAUUGACAAAUGCACCCAUGUAUUUCUCCGCAUAGACGCAGUAAAGCAACCUCUGGAGCCUCCUUACACCGGACCGUACGAAAUCAUCAAACGCGACAACGACCGAGUUUUCACCAUACGAAUCGACGGGAAGGACUCAGCAGUAUCAGUCGACCGCCUCAAGCCUGUUUUCCUAGUCAAGGACGACAAGCAGUUCGACUCGGAGGAAUCCAACCCCACUCCUCAAAGGACUUACGAAAAACGGCGUAAGGUUCGUCCAACAUACACCGUGGGCAACGUGAAGUACCUCGAGCCAACGCCCCAAUCCACCAGCUGCGUCCAGAGUCGCGGACCAGGAAGUCAGGGAAGCUUCCGACGCAUCGAGAGCCAGUAA